GGGAAGAGCCAAGUGCUAUCUGGCUUUUAACUCAUCUCAUUUACCACAAAGAUCAUAGUGGAGGGCUCCAAAAUGUUUUUCAGACUCCCAAGACUGACUCCUGGUUACAUCAGGCUGCUGCAGACCCAGGCCUACCAUAAUAUGCCUGUGGCUCCUCCAGCUGAGAACACCAUGCCUGGUAUGGCUGUGCUGAUGGGGGCUGUGGGCAUCGGGAUGUGUGGCUACAGCUCCCGGCAGUUGGCCCUCCAUCACCGGCCUUCAUCCCGUGUGCUGCACCGGGUUGGCACCCACACUGAUGCCAGCAGCGUGAGCACACCGGCACUCUGGUCCCCAGUCCUGGAUGUAACUCGCCGGGCUUCUCCCUACCAAGAGAUCCCACCUCCUUCCUUUGUGGGCCAGAAAGUUCCCUCAAAAUAAUCUGUGAAGAUGUAUCAGAUAUAGAUCUGCAAGCAUUAUAGGUUCAGUUUCAGUAGCUACACUUGCACACGCUGAAGAUUGUAGCAAUGCUGGCCCAUUGCAAAAAUGUGGCCCAUGUGCUCUCUGCAGACAAGCUAGUGUGGGUAUGUGACUUAACCUAUAUGCAGGCAGGAAUUGGGAACUGUAGUAAUAUGGAAUUCUGUGGCUACUAACAAUAUUCACAUUCUAGUUGGUUGUAUAACUCAUUCAUUGUAAAAGUUCUCAAAGCAUUGACAGGAUAUAUGACAGUAAGUGACUGGAUGAGUAUGUAACUGCUGCUGGAACUUUCCAAAGACUGCUGCUGAUAAGGGCUUCAGUGAGCUUGCAUGCUUAAUUUGGAGACAUUGUGUGUCUUCUCAAACCGUGGCGUAAAAAGGGACAGACUCUUGGCCGUGUUCCCUCUGUGCACAGAUGGUUGGCAGCAUCUCUGUGUGACACCCCCACUUCUAUCCUUUCCCAGGGAGAAAGCCACGUGCAAGUGCUUGAGCAGCCCAUCCUGCCCAUGACUUCAAUUGAUUUCCUCCAAGGAAAAACAGGUGCCAUCAAUCAACAAGCCUCUUUGCUUCAGUCUGCAUUCCUUGUCAAUCUUGUGAUACAAAUGGAAGAUUAAUCAGAAGUUAUUCCUAUAGUUCUGCAAACAACACUUGUACAACUAGACCUUUCUGGAUUAUGAGUCCUAAUUUGCGUGUCUGAGACACUGCAGGUGGCAGUCAGGCAAGGGAGAAUAGUGAUUCCACCAGGAUAAAACUGUGUCCUCAGUGGGGAUUAACCCUGGUAGAAGAUCAAUCCUAGCUCACAUACUCAUUAAUGCCUAAUCUGGUAUUAGAGAGACAAGGACCCGUGAGAAGCAGACAGUUCCUGUGCAUCCAAACAUUGUGCCGUUCCCCCUGCAGUGCCCACCUUUCGUCUCACAGUAACGCAUGGGUUUAUAGAUUUAAGGGUCGGUGUUUUCACUUGUGUCUACACCAGAAAUGAAGCAGUGACAAGGGACUUGAGAUGUGGCGAGACACUGAGUGUGGUUGAGAAAGCGUGCUGUGCCUUAAUGCUUGCACAGGAUUAUACUGUCUUUAUUUACUCUUGGUGGUAGACAUCAUAUAUACUGGUGGCACAGGUUAUUGAAACCACUGCCUUUCUGCAGUGUGGCUCAUGGAGAAGUUGAAUGUUUUAUCAGUGAGAGGUCAGCCAGACCUUGUAAUCUCUCUCUUUUUUUUUUUUUUUUUUUUGAAGCACAGCCUAGCCUGACUGCCAAAUUGGACAAGGAGCAAGUUGUAGCAGGUUGGGAAUAGCAGAGACAGGGGCCUUCUAUAACACUAGCACAGCAGAUCACCCACAAAAUGGUUGUAAUCCACUAAGCAGAGGGGCUAAUGUCUCCAACUGGCAUCAGAUGCUGAACAAUUGGACACCUUAUCCUGUACAGACACUGAUACCUAUAAACAAUUUCAUGAUGGGGUUGUAAUAGAGACAUUGAAGUAAAAAGAAAAUUCAGCUGAGACUCAACAUGGUCUUCACCUGUUUCAUGAUCAAACUCUGACAUAUUUGUCAUCUUUGCUGCAAACUGCAUUCAGCCGUCAUGUCCAGGCUUUGCGCUUGCAGGAUUUCUGAAAUCGAUGUGGUUAUGGGCUGGAGGCUGUGUAAUGCACCUGACUGGUUUUGAUGAAUUCUCUCUAGACUGUAUUGGUGCACAGUGAGCAGCGAGCGCUGUGGAAACCUAUUGAUCUCAAUCAGAGAGUGACGAAGGAGAGCUUGUCUCCUCUCUGCAGUAAGCCUUCACUCAGCAUUGUGCAGUUUGUUGCGGGGGCGACUGCCACGAGCGUGCACUGAAGAAAAAGAAUAUCCAAAAAUGUUUGCUGCUGGAAUAAGAAAAAGCAAGGGAUGUUUGAAGGCGCAGUAUUCAUCUGAUAGCUUACUGUAUGUGUCUGCAUCAAUGCUCAUCUGUUAUAGUCUGUGUGGCUCUGCAAACUUGAGCUCAGUGUUGUCCAUCAAAGCGGAGUUUCUGUGUUUAGA
Molecule: messenger RNA, 2460 nt
Organism: Melanotaenia boesemani (Boeseman's rainbowfish)
Lineage: Eukaryota; Metazoa; Chordata; Actinopteri; Atheriniformes; Melanotaeniidae
Exons: 2
Coding region: 73-417 (114 amino acids)
Source: RefSeq, a predicted model, not a curated record